This is a messenger RNA of Eriocheir sinensis (Chinese mitten crab), 987 nucleotides long. RefSeq names its product mpv17-like protein 2. The transcript is spliced from 4 exons. NCBI's taxonomy places the organism in Eukaryota, Metazoa, Arthropoda, Malacostraca, Decapoda, Varunidae. Gene Ontology annotation, cellular component: cytoplasm; membrane. The record is from RefSeq and is a predicted model, not a curated record. Bases 170 to 769 code for a protein of 199 amino acids. Gene Ontology annotation, biological process: mitochondrial ribosome assembly.
GGAGCAGCGUCUAGAGGGCCUUUUUUGUUCCUGUGUUUGUUUGUUGCCCUUGAGUUGUCUUCUUUGCUGUAUAUAUAAGAAAAAAGAAGAAAACAGUACGUGGGUGAAGAUGGUACCCGGCCUUUGUUGACCUCCAAGAAGCCAUGCUGGACGAUCCUCUUAGCUAGUGAUGCUGCGAGGUGUUGAGGUGUUGCGGAGGAUCGUCCAGUCGCCUGUCAUCACGUCAACCAGGAGGGUCAUCAAGAAUGCAUUCAAUAAACAUCUCUUUGCAACAAAUGUCACAAUCUCAUUCACAUUAUCAGGCCUGGGUGAUGUCCUUCAGCAGCAGCACAACAUUGUCCGGCAGCGGCAGCACUCAUGGGACAGGGCUCGGACGCGCCACAUGACUUGCACCGGGGUGACUGUGGGCGCACUUUGCCACCACUGGUACUUGCUCCUGGACCGCCGCCUGCCAGGUCGCUCAAUGGCAGUGGUACUGAAAAAGCUGCUUGUGGAUCAGCUGCUGUUUUCACCUCUGUGCCUCACUGUGUUCUUCCUCUCCCUGGGAGUGUUUCGGGGUGGUGGUGUGAAUGAGUUUGUCUCGGACGUGCAGCAGAAGGGGUGGCGGCUCUAUGUGGCAGAGUGUUUGGUGUGGCCGCCAGCACAGCUCGUAAACUUCUACCUCCUGCCCACUAAAUUCAGAGUACUCUAUGAUAACUCCAUCUCCCUCAUGUUUGAUAUCUACACCUCCCAUGUCUGUUAUGAUAGAGAGACCCCAGAGGAUGAUUAGUGUGUGUCAGGGUUUGUGUAUGUAUUUGUGUGUCUGAAUCAUUCUCUCCAUUUUAAAAGGAGUAAGUCAACUAUAUUGUUUUCUUUUGUAGUGGAACAAAAACUAUUUAUUUACUUAAUUUUCUCUGUCUCUGAAUGCACGCUUAAAUGUGAAGAUGUUUAUAUGUGAAAGUUUGUGUACAAAUUGUAAAAAUGUAAUAUAUUUGUUAUAUAAAUAUA